AUGUGCCCCCUAGUCACGCCGUUCCAAUGUCGACUACGCGACUGCACGUACUCCGCUCCCCUGUGGGUGAACGUCCGGUACACGCGAGGUCGCCAAAUCGUCAACAAGACCAACAUCAACAUCGGCCGCAUCCCAGUCAUGCUGCUCAGCUGCAAGUGCGUCCUGACGGGCAAGAGCGAGGCGGAGCUGGCGGAUAUGAAGGAGUGCCCAUACGAUCCCGGAGGGUACUUCGUCGUCAAGGGAGUGGAAAAGGUGGGCAAGGUUAAGGUCUGUCCGCUUGAUUCACAACCUUUUUGA
This is a messenger RNA of Ectocarpus siliculosus, 297 nucleotides long. NCBI's taxonomy places the organism in Eukaryota, Phaeophyceae, Ectocarpales, Ectocarpaceae. The record is from the annotation of a GenBank genome assembly.